Aspergillus lentulus is the source of this 1329-nucleotide messenger RNA. RefSeq names its product putative HET domain protein. Lineage: Eukaryota; Fungi; Ascomycota; Eurotiomycetes; Eurotiales; Aspergillaceae. The record is from RefSeq and is a predicted model, not a curated record.
AUGCCGCUUUGCGAGAUCUGUGACUCUCUUGACCUUGAGCAAGAUGAUCUUACGGAUUCUGGUAUCAAUUUAGGGCCGUUCAAAGACCUGCUUACGCGAGCUGAAAAAGGCUGCGGCGCAUGCGAAUUCUUCUGCAACGUGUUGCAGACUUCUAGUCGAUGGACAGCGAGGCUCGACGGGCUUGCCGAGCGAGUGGUCUUUCUUGACAGUUCCCGCUUGGACGCGAGGAAGCCGACGAAGCUUGGUAACCGCACUUAUUGUGCAGACGACUUGCGUUUGGACCAGUGCGUUCCAGAGGAUUAUGAGGGCCCACUAGACGAGGAGGUCGAUCGUGUUCGUCGCAUCCCCCUCGACCUAAGGGACGAAAAGUGCUUUAGUCUGAUUCAAGCUUGGACUGCUGAAUGUGCUGCUCAUAGCAUCUGUUCCAAGCCCUUGCCUGUUAAACUACCAGAGAAUAUCAUUGAGAUCCCGACAGAUUCUGCAUUUGCUCCCAGGCUGUGUUCGUCGAAUGGUAGAUCAGGGUCUUAUGUGAUUCUGAGCUACUGUUCCGGGGAUAUCGAGUCUUCGAUUCAGCGAGAGGCAGGUAACAUCGACUUCUUGGCUCCACUAGAUGUGCCUUCCCUUCCCAAGACUUUGACAGAUGCGAUAGAAAUCGCACGCAAGCUAGGGUAUCAAUACCUGUGGACCCGAACCCUUUGCACUUCCAGAGAGCAAUGGGGCAACGAUCCGGCUCGAAUUGCGGCAAUAUACGGCCAAGCGGCUUUGAUGCUUUCAGCGGAAGUUGCGGACAAUGCGGGCUCGGGAAUUUUCCAUGACAGACGGGUAUUUUACUCUCCUGCGCUAGGUCGCAACAAAGACAAGUACCUUCGACAGCGGCUCCUGCGAUGGACAUCAGACAUUGAGGAGUCUCCGCUGGCGGGACAAGGGUGGGAGAUUGUCGAAAGAAUGCUUGCUCCGCGCGUUUUAGAUGUCACGAGGCGUCAAUUGACCUGGGAGUGUUCUUCUGGGUACCAGUUCGAGGCCUCUGGAAUUGUCGACAAAAAAACAGGCUCCGGGCGAAUUCGACAGCGCUACGUCAAGGGAGCCGUGCAGCCGUACAUCGACAGGUUCCUCCAGGGUCAAGUAAAGGAAGCUGGUGGCGUUGGGGACGAGGUGGACAUCAGCAAGGAAGUGGCACGACUCGAGGCCUGGCAUCGGUGUGUAGACGCCUUUUCGAAGGGGUCAGUCAGUGUGCCAUCCGACAAGCUACUAGCCAUGAUGGCUCCCCUCGCAUCUGCCAUCAAUGAUGGCACUCUGGGCGAGUAUCUCGCGGGAAUUUUGGAGCAAUGA